This is a messenger RNA of Spirodela intermedia, 2858 nucleotides long. NCBI's taxonomy places the organism in Eukaryota, Viridiplantae, Streptophyta, Magnoliopsida, Alismatales, Araceae. The record is from the annotation of a GenBank genome assembly.
AUGGAGGAAGUUGGCGAACCUUGCAGAGCGGCGGCGGCGGCGCCGCCGUCGUCAUUCGCCGCAGAGAUCCCUAGGGAUCCCAUGGAGCUGCUCUCCCGGUCGUGGAGCGUCUCCGCGUUGGAGGUUUCCAAGACCCUCGCCCCUGCAAAGGACGGCGGCGCCGCCACCGCCGGCGGCGGGGGGGGAGGAGAUGGAGCCAUUGUGGAGGAGGAGCUGGAGCUGGAGGCGGUCAUGGCCAUCGCCGCUGCCGGGAACCCCUUCUCCUUCGCCACCUCCGCCACUUCCCAGCUCGUCAUGGAGAGGAUCAUGGCUCAGUCGGUGCGCUGCUCGUUCUUCGAAUUCCCUGAAUCAUUGAUUCAUUUCUCAGCGCUCUUUGAAAGAUUAGAGAUACGCGAAGGAAUCGGUUCUUCGAUUCUAUCGAAAUGGUUGUUUGUCUCUGUUUGAUUGAUUCAAGCUUGUGGAUCUGCAGCAGGAAGUGUCGCCGCGGACCUCCGGUCGUCUCUCCCACAGCAGCGGCCCUCUCAACGGCGGCCAUAGCUGCGGAUCCCUCUCCGACAGCCCCCCCGUUUCCCCCUCCGACGCCGAUGACCUCAACAAGGUAGCUUCUCUCUCUUCUCUCUUUUUCCACAGUGAAGACGAAGAGGCUUGGAACGGGUGGAGAGGAGGAUGCUUUCUCUCUCCAAUGCCAAUGCGGAGGGGAUGAUGCUUCGUGCCCUCUGAUCGUGUGAUCUUUUUCUCUUUUUCUCCCGAAACCCUAGCCUUGUUCUUUUCAGCUUUCACCCGUUUCUCGCCGUGUCUGAGGAAACAGCCCCCCGCAUGGUAGCCGCCACCACCCCGCCACCCCUUCUUCUGUCUUUUCUGAUUCUGGGCACCGAAGCAAGGGAGAGGAGGGAGAGAAGUGUUUAGAGAGAGAGAGAGUGAGAUAACCCACCGGCGAUGAAGAGUUCUCUCUCUCUUCUAGUAGCGUUCUCUCUCUGGACUAGCUCGCCGGCAAGGAAGAUGGCGGGUCUUGGUCAAAGAUCUUCUGGAAAAGGGCAGAGAGGCAGAGAGGAUUGAGGACGGGGCGAGAAAUUCCCCUCUCCUGUCUUCUUCCUCUUGUUCUCCUGCGACGCCGCAGAGAAGGAUUCCCUCUCAUCCUCGGAAGGAGGUUAGAGAGAGUGAGAGAGAGAGAGAGAGAGAGAGAGAGAGAGAGUAAUAUAACCUCCUAUCUUCUCUCUCUCUCUUCUUUCCCUGUCUAUCUGUGCCUGUCUGCGUCGCAUGCUCUGAGCGAUGACGGAGAAGUAGGCAAAAGAAAUCCCCAGACCGUCCUCUCAGCCUGUGAUGCUCCCUCUGCACGAGGAAGCGCUGUCUCCUGCCUCUCUCUCUUAUCUCCCUCUUGUCUCUCUCUCUCUCUCUAGGAAUCGCUCACCGAAAGGUCCUCCGCUUGCUUUGUCUCCGUUGUGACUGACCGACCCGUCUUCUUCUGCUCGCCGGCGCAGUACACCAGAGCGGCGGCGGGAGGCGGCAGCGCCGCCGCAACGGGCCAGCAGUACAGGGGAGGUAGCAGGACGGUGGGGCGGUGGCUCAAGGACCGCCGGGAGAGGAAGAAGGAGGAGACGCGGGCCCACAACGCCCAGGUCCACGCCGCCGUCUCCGUCGCCGGCGUGGCGGCGGCGGUGGCCGCUAUCGCCGCCGCCACCGCCAUCUCCGCGCCGCCGCGGGGGCCCAGGACCGACAUGGCGGUGGCCUCGGCGGCGACGCUCGUAGCGGCGCAGUGCGUCGAGGCCGCCGAGGCCAUGGGAGCCGCCCGCGACCACCUCGCCUCCGUCGUCAGCUCCGCCGUCAACGUCCGUACCCCCGGCGACAUCAUCACCCUCACCGCCGCCGCCGCCACAGGUCAACCCUCCCUCCCUCCCUCUCUCUCUCUCGUUGUCACCUCUCCCUUCUCCUCCUCCUUUUCUCUCUAUCCCUCUCUCAGGAGGAUUACUCUCUCUCUCUCUCUCUCUCUACCUCUCUACCAGCCCUACGGGCGGCGGCGACGCUCAAGGCGAGGACCUUGAAGGAGGUGUGGAACAUCGCCGCCGUGACGCCGGUGGACAAGGGCCAACCUCAUUCCCACGCCGGUGAACAUCUCCGCCACCACCACCGUCGGCAGCGCCACCAGCAGCAUCAGCAGCAUCCCACCGAGAGCUGCUUCAGCGGGGAGCUGUUGGCGGAGGAGCAGAACUUCCUUGGCCUCUGCAGCCGCGAGCUCCUCGCCAGGGGGACCGAGCUCUUGAAGCGCACCCGCAAAGGUAAGAAGCCGCCGCCGACGCUGCCGCUUGUUGACUUGCUGGCAUCCCCGUUGACUCCGCCGAUCCUCCGCAGGUGCUCUGCACUGGAAGGUCGUCUCCGUCUACAUCAACAAGACGGGCCAGGUCAGCUCCUCUCUUCCUCCCUGCCCCCCUCCCGAAGAAAUCUACUGAAUAAAACGCGCUGGAUUAUCCAUCCGCACUUAGUGAGAGGGAAAAUCGUCUGUGGCAGGUGAUGCUGAAGAUGAAGAGCAAGCACGUGGCAGGGACGAUCACGAAGAAGAAGAAGAGUAAGUAUACGCAUGCCCGCCACCUGUCUUACCUAAUUCCCCAGAGCGGCCGGCGGUGCUGACUUUUGUGGCGAGCGCAUAUGCAGACGCGGUUGCGGGGGUGUGCCGGGACGUGGCGGCGUGGCCGGGACGCCACCUGUUGGACGGCGGGGAGCAGCGGCGCUACUUCGGACUGAGGACGGCGGAGCGGCGUGUCAUCGAGUUCGAGUGUCGUAGUCAACGGGAGUACGACCUCUGGACGAGCGGCGUCGAACGCCUCCUCGCCGUCGUCGCCGACAAGCCCAAGCUCCCUCCCUGA